AAUGUUCCCUGUGAAGUUGAUCGAUUUGUAAUUGUCUCCAUCUAGAUCGGAAUUCAAGGAUUUCUCGACUAACAUUAGUGAAAAUGAUUUGGAUUAUGAUACUUUCAAAUUAGAACAAGUACAUAAGCCUCCAUAGAUAAAGAAGAGUUCUUCUUAUCCUAGAAAUUAUGUACUAUAUUUGACACUAUAUUUUUAGUAUAAGUAGCAAUUAAUUGAAGAAAGCAACAUUGAAGGGGAUCAAAUCAUUUAGGAAUGCAAUCGCUUUGUUUAAGACUCUUAAGUUUCUGUCACUCAACUACUUUAAGAACUAGCUCUUGAAUAACCUAAUAAGAAUAGAUCCACCGGUUAUCUUAAGUUCUUCGAUGAAAAUAAAAAUUAUGGAUUUAUUGUUAUGGAUUAGGAUGGCUCAGACAUAUUCGUCUAUGCUGAUGAUCUCGCCAAAACAGGCAUUUCAAGAGACUAUUUAAGAACAGCUAAAUUCGGAAAUUACAUUAGGUAUUCUUCUUAUCUCAAAUAUAAGAUUUAAUUUUACAUGCAUGGAAUAUUAUGGUAAAUAUAACAAAUCAAGAAAAGCCAUCGAUUUGGAGUAUCAAAAGCCUAAUCCAUUCUUCCAAACAAUAUACUGAU
This is a messenger RNA of Paramecium pentaurelia, 627 nucleotides long. The record is from the annotation of a GenBank genome assembly. NCBI's taxonomy places the organism in Eukaryota, Ciliophora, Oligohymenophorea, Peniculida, Parameciidae.